Molecule: messenger RNA, 7885 nt
Organism: Rosa rugosa (rugosa rose)
Lineage: Eukaryota; Viridiplantae; Streptophyta; Magnoliopsida; Rosales; Rosaceae
Exons: 16
Coding region: 801-4466 (1221 amino acids)
Source: RefSeq, a predicted model, not a curated record
UGAGUGCUAUUUCAUCUUCUUCGUCACUGUUGUCCCAAAACAAAAGCCUGACCAUACUAUUCGGAAAAAAAUAAGAAGAAGAAGAAGAAGAAAAGCCUGACCAUGAGCUGAGGAAACCAGAGGCUGAUUCAUUGGAUUCAGUAAAAAAGGAUCGAUUUUGAAACCAGAGGCUAGAUUUCUUCGGUUCAAUAGAAGCGAUCGAGUUCUUGACAACCCAAUCUGCUUGCUUCGACCAUAGAAAACCUAAUUUGCUGCCGCAUCUCUCAUCUCUUUGAUUUCGGUUCCAGAGCUCCUCUCCGGUUCAGCGUUUUGUUUAGUUGGUGCGCACCGUUUGGUCCUUGUGCUGGGAGUAUGUUAGGCCGCAACUGGGCCUGUUUCCGGUGAGUCCGGCGGGUUACGGUGGUGGGAUCUCCGCCGCUUGUUACCUCACACAUUCGUCUCACCCUCACGGUAGCCCUAGCUACGCACCACGUCCUUCCCAAUUUCCAUUGCAACCAAGCUACCCACCUCCUCCUCCAUUUCCAUUCCAACCGAGUUACUCACCAUCACCACCACCACCCUCCCAAACAAUUAUUAAUGGGUAUGUUUUCCCUCAUCAAUUUCCCUGUGUUUCUCAAACUCACGCACAGUUCAGCUCUCCUCCUCAAUUGCAACCCAUUUAUCCUACUGCUCAACAGCCGCUCACCACCACUUCUCACAGUCCAUUAAUCCCUCCUUCUAACCCAAAUCCAUGGAUAUAUCCCCCGAUUUCACAAAGCCAUUCCUGUGACCCUCAUUCUCAGUUCGUCUCCACCAAACCCAUGACUACAACACCUAUUUACCAUUCUGCUCCUUCACCUCCCGUUUGUGAGAAACCACAUUCACCACCACAAGGUUCUGGCAAAUUGCAAGUUCACAAACAGCAGACAGAAGCUAAGUUGUGUGAGAUGCGUGAAUCAUUGAAGAGUUCGAUGGAUACCUUCAUAUCUGAAUUCAGGGAGGAGCUGCGGUUGUUAAGGGGUUCAUUACACUCUCCGACAAGCCAAGAUGAUAACCCACUGAAGUUUGGCUCUCCACCGCCGUCGUCAACACCCCAAUUGAUUCCGGCUGCAACUGAGGCUUCGUCAUCACUUAUUCCUACUGAUAAUGGUAUUAUUCGUAAAACCCCUGUGGAUAAUGACUUGAAUUUGUCUCACACUGAUGUGAUAUUGGGAUUUUAUGAUAAUACUAGUAUGGAUCAGAUUGUGGUUGGUACGGCUAUUACUUCUACUGCUGCAUUAGUUGGUGGUGAAAAAGAUUGGAACUAUAAUGGGAGUCAAGAGUCUGGAAACUAUAGCAGAAAAGGACCCGCAGGAGAAAAUCUUGAAGCAAAUCCUAUAGCUACUAUUCAAUCUGCUGAUCGAUAUGAAAAUCAAAUUUAUCCAGCAGCUAAGCUAGACAAACAUGAUGAUGCCAGUGAUUAUGAGAAAGGCGUAAUUGAAAAGUGUAAUAAAAUUGGAGAUGCUGGUUACAAUGAAGAGGUGGAAACCUCUAACUUAUGUGGGGAUGACAAAAGCAAAGGAGCUACAGAGAACUUUUCUAGAGAUCAUGUAAGUAAUUUGGAGUCCGUUAGUUGUCUAUCAGAACUCCAAGUUAAGUCUGAAACCUGUAACUUAUGUGGGAAUGAAGAAAAAUAUAUGUUUGUGACUGUUGGCAAUCUAUGCCGUGCUUUAGUUUUUAAGUGUUGUCCAAUUAGUAUAGUUAAGGUGCCAGAGAAGUGGUUUUUGGAUGCGAUGAAUAUGACUUUGGACAUCAUGAUUGGAAAAAUUAAAUGUAGUGUGGAGAAAGAGCUGCUUGAGAAUUUUCAUGAAAACCAUCUGAAGCUAGAUGAGAAGUGUUUGGGAUAUGUUAUGUCUACCUUGGAUGCACUCUAUACAAUGCAGAAGUUGGGAUUCAAAUUCGAUUGUCAGAAUUUAUACCAGAAUUUAUACCAGCUUUUAUCAUCUUUGAGUAAAUUAGAAGGUGAUUUGGAGGAUUUGGAUAUGAUCAGGAAUAUAAAUUGGGAAGAGAAUGCCAAGAAACUAAAUUUUGUUCUUAGGGAAGGCCUCAAGCUCGACAAUAAGAUGGCAGUAUGCUUCACCGAAAGCCAAUCUCGAUCACAUCUAUUAAAGUGGUUCAUUCUUUGCUUUGAGCUUUGUCAUUGUGAGACUAAACUUUUUUGCAAGGAAGCAUUCGAUGGACUUGAUGAACUGACUCAAAACUCAUUGUCACGGCUUAUUUCUACAUUGAGGAUUAGUCCAGAACUUCACUCAGUAGUUUUCAUUCCCGAUACUAAGGUAAAUUUGGCAAUUACUGGUGCAAUCUGUUUUCUGAAAGUUGUUGUAAAUGAUAGUCAAGUAGUAGAAGUCAUUCAACGCCCAACAGAUUUACAAUGCUCCCAACUGGUGCUGUCUCCUAAAGGCUUGGGGACUGCGCUUGUGACAGAUUAUGAUAUUGGAAUUGCUCCUCCACUUGCAUCUUCUGAUGUGGUACAAGUUGCAGAGAUUGCAUGGAUAAAGAUUAUGUCACUAGAAGUUAUAAGCCUUAUGGAAGGGCAUGCACAGACUAUUGAUAUGAUGGCUGGUAUUAGUGGGGACAGAACUUUUGACUCUUAUCAGUUUGCCUACAAUAGUGCUCAAGUGCAGGUUAAGGAUCAAAUUAUUGAGAUGUCAAACACAGGUGGUGGAAAUAUAAAUGUCCCAAAAGUUAAGAUUUUUGCUUCACAUCUUGGGAUCACAACUUUCUUUGUCAAUGCUUUGCAGCAAUCUGGGCAUGAAAUUUUGAGCCAACCAAUUAUGAUGGAAGUCUACGCAGGACCAGAGAUUCACCUCCAUGAUAUAUUCCUUGUACCUGGUGCAUCUUAUGUGCUUACUUUACAGGGUACCCCGGGAGCCCCAACAUUUGGUGUAAAUGUUGAAUUUACGAGUUUGGAGUUGCUGCAAAAUGAGUAUCAUAUUGAUCCGAUAGACGUCGAAGCUGUUAUUGCAAUUACAAUUGUUCAAUUGUAUUCAAAGGAAGCUGCUCUGAUAUAUAAGAAGUUGAAUAUGAUGACAAGGAGUGCGUAUGAGUUUGUGGAAAUGUGGAGAAAAGGAGUUGAAUCAGACCAAAUACCUUGUCUUCAGGCUUUGGAGGUUAUCUUGGUGGAAUGCUCAGCAGCACUUGACCCUUGGAUGUUUGUUGUUGUCUCAAAGGUUUUAAUGUUUACAGCUUAUGGUAUCAAAGAUGUUCGUGCAAGUCAUCUUUCCUGCAUGAGAAAUAUUAAUGCUCCAGAUCAGUUUGUUAAACCAAUUAGAUCAACAGCAAAUGGGAAAGCUAUGAUGGAGUUGAAUAUGGGGUUGUAUACAGAUAUUGGACUCCAUGAUUUUUCAUUAGAUUCUCAGAGUCCAACACUUGGGUUUGAGCUGCUGUUUGCAAAGAUGAAGUUCAGAAAAGUAUUGUGCAUGAAAUUGUACAUGGUUGCUUCGGGAGCUACCACUCAAGGCCACAUGCUACAUGACAAGGUCAUUGAAUUUUCCUCUCAGCUCAAUCAAGCUAAUUCAUGUACAGCUUUGGGUAAGUAUGGUCAUGCGGAGAUGAAAAGACUUGAGCAAGAGAUCAAUAUUGAAAAAUGUGUUGCACUUGCAAUUAUUCCAAUGGGCAAUACAGACUUGGUAUCAGAAGAAAUUGAACAGCCUUUGUUUCUCAAUGUCAUUUUUCAGGUCCUUGAUUUCUCUGCUUACUCAGAUAAUAAUCUUGCUAUCUUAUUUGAUGAUGUCCCUAUUGUUGGAAUGUUGAAAACAGGUGCUAUUGAUUGGCUACUUAUUGUUCCCUGUUUAUUAACGAAUGGUGACUCCACUCCGACAGUAAUUACUUGGCUAUCAAAGCUAAAGGCUCACUCACAAAGCUCAAGUAUGUAUUCAUCCCCACUUGGAAACUUCUCAACUGCCACCAUGGAGUUGCUCAGCCAUAUUGUACUUGAAGAAUGUGAAUGGGUAGUUUUUAAGUCUGUCAAAAAUUGCUAUGAUGAUAAGCCUGGAGAAUGGGGUCAGUUUACAAGAGUUGUGAAUGUAGAUACAGGACAACUAUCUCAUCACGUGGAGGCCAAAGCUUAUGUGCUUAAGGCCACACAGCUGACCAACCUUGAAGAGAAUGAUGAUUUAUUCCUCUACUUUCAGCACUGGGGUAUCACGUUGUUGAUCUUCUACUUCGAGUUUGUCUAUGAUCUCUUCAUUUAUGCGUGCUUCUUUUAUAACAAUUUGGGGGCUGCUUUUGACAAUACGAUGGCUCUCCAGCGGGUCAACAUAGUUGAUUAUGCUCUUGGAACUUCACUCAAUGCUUCUGACAGGUAUUGGGAUAAAAUGUUCUUGAUGUUGGCAAUAUCUGCAGUUCUGGAGCCUCAGAUGCCAAAGAUAACCUUUGGUGACUUGGAUAAUGAAGCAUGGACAAAUUUCGGAAGACUUUUCAGGCUUGAGGUCAACCCUGUUCUUUGAGCGGGUUGAAACGCAGCGUUUUGUUUAGUUGGUGCGCACCGUUUGGUCCUUGUGCUGGGAGUAUGUUAGGUAGGAGUCAUCACUGGUUGAUCGACACGUGUCCUAGACAGUUCUAUAUCUACUAGCUUUCCUGUAGAACGAAUCUAUCAAUGAAAAAUCAGUCUUUAUCUUCUUAGUUUCUUUAGCUUUCUCUUAAUUUAUUUCCUUUGCGAUGUCGUUUCCUGGCUACGAUCCCGGGGAUCGUAACAUUCUGCCUCAAGAAUUGGUACCUGAAUUUGCAACACCCUAUGAGAUUUUAGUGUCCUUGACUUUGACAAACAGAAAGCUUCUCAUCACCAAAUUGGGUUUCACAGGAGAAUGACCGAAAAGAACUAAGAGGGAUAAAAAUCAGCUCUUGCAGGGUUGAGUGCUCCACGCCUGCUCCACAUCGCAGACUUUUGAACCAAAAAAAAGAGAGUUUCGCAAAUAAAAAGGUUGACAUCCAAAACAAGACGAGCAGGUAUACUACACCCCUUUCAAGUUUGAGUGCUUGAAGCUAGAUUUUGAACUCGGAGGAGAGAGUGCGACUAAGAUAAAGCAGGAGGGAGGAGGAGGGGGGGGGGGGGCAAAUGAGAUAAAAUACAGCCCCGGCAAGGUCAACUCAUUUGCAUGGGAUUUUGAACCCAAAGACAGUGAUAAAACAAGUAACAGGUGAGACGGCUUAAGAGAAGGGUUAAACGCUCCAAGUAAAAGGGAACUAAAAGAGACUCCGACAUUAUCUCUCUUGUCAAACAUCUCAGCACCUGAUUCAGAAACUUCUUUUGUUGAAGACCUAAUUUGCCGCUGCGUCAUCUCUGUGACUCAGUCAGAGCCUCCGCUCCUCUCCAAUUAAGGUCACUAAGCGGAUCUUUCUUGUCAAACAUCUCUGUGCCUGAAUCGGAAACUCCUUUACCUAAUUUGCCGCUGCAUCAUCUCUUUGCCUCCGUCAGAGCCACUCCUCUUCAAUUAAGGUCGCUAAGUCAAUCUCUCCUGGUGUUUCUGUUCAUGUUAUUAUUUAUUGAUUUCAACCUCCAAGAGUCUGUAGAUAAUCUAUCUAAGUUACUGUUUCUUUUUCUUUAAGUUGUAGCACCGAUCAGUUCCUUUUUUGGGUCAUGAAUAUAUUAAUUACAUGAAUUUGGAUCAUUGAUUGAUUCCUUCUUUGGUUCAGGAUAUAUCAAUUUUCUUUUUCCUUCCAGCCGAUGAAUCACAUGAAUUUGGGUCAUUGAAUGAUUCCUUUUUUGGUUCCGGAUAUAUCAAUUUUCUUUUUCCUUUUUAGCCGAUGAAUUACAUGAAUCCAGGUCAUUGAUUAUUUCCUUUUUGCCUCAGGAAUAUGACCGUUCGUUUUCCCUUUCUCUUGUAGAUAUUUUCAUGUUUUUCUUAUCUCAAAGUGGUGAAUCUCUCUCUCUCUCUCUCUCUCUCUCUCUCUCUCUCUCUGUUUCUGUUCAUGCAAUUACUUGUUGAAUCGAACCUAGAUCAAAAUAUAGUGUUUGUAUCUAUUUCAUUUACUAAACUUGUAAGAUUAAUUGAUUGGAUUUAUGGUUUAGGGUUUAAGCAAUAAUUAAAAGGGAUAAAAAAUUCAGCUCUUGCAGGGUUGAGUGCUCCACACCUGCUCCACAUCGCAGACUUUUGAACCAAAAAGAGAGUUUCGCAAAUAAAAAGGUUGACAUCCAAAUCGAGACGAGCAGGUUAAACUACACCCCUUUCAAGGGAUUUUGAACCCAAAGAGUGUGAUAAAACAAGGGUUAAAACGCUCUGAGUAAAAGGGGAGUAAAAGAGACUCCGACAUUAUCUCUCUUGUCAAACAUCUCUGCACCUGAUUCAGAAACUCCUUUUGUUGAAGACCUAAUUUGCCGCUGCAUCAUCUCUGUGCCUCAGUCAGAGCCUCCGCUCCUGUUUAAUUAAGGUCACUAAGUCUAUCUUUCUUGUCAAACAUCCCUGCCCGUGAUUCAGAAACUUCAAAGGAGACCGAAUUUGCCGCUGCAUCAUCUCUGUGCUACAGUCAGAGCCUCUCCUCUCCGUGCUUCAGUCAGAGCCUCUCCUCUCCAAUUAAGGAUACUGAAGGUUCUCCCCUGCAAUGUCGAUUGAUGGUGUAUCACGUAGAGCAUGUGAAGGUAUAGUCUGGUAUAGGUUGAAUAUAAAUGAAGGAACAGCAAGAAUCUCAUAUGAGGAGCCGCAAGGAGGGGAUUGGGAGAAUUUAGAGAGAGCAAGAAACUCCAAGUUCAUUCUCUAUGAAGGAAGUGAUAGCAGAGCCGAAAUUUUUUUCUCCUGUACUCGUAAAGUGACCAAUGUGUACAUCCAGAAACCUAUCUUGUUCACAUUCAAUAAGAAGAUGAAGACUUGGAUCCUUUUUUACCCUAUAUUCGAAGAUUUUCAUGAUUGGUGGCGUUGCAAGUUUCGUGAAGUGAAGAAUUCUGUUUCGGAAAAGGAGAAGUUAUACGUUUGGUUGAGGAAAAAUGCUAGGAAAAUUUUGAAGGCCUUUAUUGAUGCUCACACUGAGGGCAUUGCCCACGGUGAUUUGAGCAAUUUGUCCAACUAUGUGAUUGUACGGGACACCACUGAUGAAAAGCUGAAGCUUCAGAACUUCAGCAUUCAGCGAGAGCGCUUGGGAGAGGAAGAUUGGAAGGCAUUUGAGAUAACUGAUGUCACAAAUUUUUUCACACAGCUGAAGUCAAUAAUGCCUUAUUACCGCAAGCAUGACUGUGAAUGCAUUUUUGAUAUUUUGAAUGAUUCGAACAGGUUGAGUAACAUGAGUUUCACGGAGCUAUGCAAGAGGCUCCUUGGACAUCCUUAUCUAAAGAGUGGCCGUAAGCGGUUAAAGAUAUUCGUUGACGCCGCUAGAGUGUUUGACUUGAACUCGUAUCAUCCUGAACUCCAAGACAUUAGUCAAGACGCAGAGAAGAAAAAUGUUAUUAGAAUGCCAUGGAAUUCAGGAUUGAUGAGAGAUGAAGAGGUGAGUGAUUCUGACGUUGAGAAGGGAAUGAAAAAGACUUAUCGGAUUAAUUACGAAGGAGUUCAAAUUACAGGGGUUGAGUAUUGGGAGUUAAUCCAAUUUUUGAGACACGUAUACUUUCACGCCAUUAAGAACGGGAUAUUUGAUGCGUAUGAUGGCUAUGUGACUAGGAGAUACCCUGGGUUGGUAAGUCUUAUUUAUCUGCAUUGUCCACCAGCUGUUGCAUAGAAGGAGUCUCCCAUUCACUUUGUCCUCCUGGGUGGUUUCUGAAGUCAACUGUGAAGAUCCUUUGGUUUAUGUGGACUUUAUGUUUUACUUUUCAUGGUACUUUUAUUGCUUCCUGGCUGAGGCAAGUGUUUUACUUUAAUGUGUGGUAUUGCCUCCCUGUUGGGGUAUUUGGACAAGUUUAAUUUCCUAUGGUAAUCUUUAUUUUGGAUCUUCUGUUAAACAA